Alexandromys fortis (reed vole) is the source of this 1080-nucleotide messenger RNA. It is a transcript of the gene Tprg1, whose product is annotated as tumor protein p63 regulated 1. The transcript is spliced from 6 exons. Bases 71 to 910 code for a protein of 279 amino acids. The record is from RefSeq and is a predicted model, not a curated record. Lineage: Eukaryota; Metazoa; Chordata; Mammalia; Rodentia; Cricetidae. Gene Ontology annotation, cellular component: cytoplasm.
CCCAAGAGUGGGUCACAUGUGUUGAGGACAUGCUCUGAAACACCGCCCUUCCAGAAGGAGGGCUAAAGCAAUGUCAACGAUUGGGAACUUUGAAGGAUUCCAGCCAGUGUCCCUGAAGCAAGAGGGAGAUCACCAACCUUCUGAGACUGACCACUUAGCCAUGUACGAGGGGGACUCGAGCAAGAAACCAGGACAAAGGCGGAUCUCAAGACAGCCGAGUGUGACUAAAUCGACUCUUUACCCCAAUCCGUAUCACCAGCCCUAUGCUUCACGAAAGUACUUUGCUACCCGGCCAGGGGCCAUUGAGACUGCAGUGGAAGACUUGAGGGGACACAUUACACAAACUUCUGGAGAGACAGUUCAAGGCUUCUGGCUCCUGACAGAGAUUGAUCAUUGGAAUAACGAGAAGGAGAAGAUCCUGAUUCUCACAGACAAGACCCUCCUGAUCUGCAAAUAUGACUUCAUCAUGCUUAGCUGUGUGCAGACACAGCAGAUUCCUCUGAGUGCCAUCUGUCGUGUCUACCUGGGCAAGUUCAUCUUCCCAGGGAUGUCUCUGGACAAGAGACCAGGCGAAGGCCUUCGGAUUUGCUGGGGGAGCACCGAGGGACAGUCUCUAUUGUCACGCUGGAAUCCGUGGUCCACUGAGGUUCCUUAUGCUACCUUCACUGAGCAUCCUAUGAAAUACACUAAUGAGAAGUUCCUUGAGAUUUGCAAGUUGUCUGGAUUCACAUCCAAGCUCAUCCCAGCUAUUGAGAAGGCUCACAAGAAUUCUGCUGGAUCUGGAAGAGAAGAGGAACUGAUGGUGUUAACCCAACCCAUUCUGAUUGAGACCUAUGCAGGGCUCAUGUCAUUCAUUGGGAACCGAAACAAACUUGGCUAUUCCCUUGCUCGGGGGAGUAUUGGCUUUUGAGACUCUUUGUAACAAAGUACAUCACCUGUAGAUAACCUAUGUGUUUAAAUUUACUACAUUGUUUGGAUUCCAAUAGUUACUUUCAAAUAAUAUUUAAAGGGCUGAUUUAUUAUUAUUAUUAUUAAAAACUUGAUUAGACUAGUAGACAUUUGAAGCCUCAUAGGAGAGAA